Molecule: messenger RNA, 4033 nt
Organism: Spodoptera litura
Lineage: Eukaryota; Metazoa; Arthropoda; Insecta; Lepidoptera; Noctuidae
Molecular function (GO): protein binding
Source: RefSeq, a predicted model, not a curated record
GGAAUGUACCGAGGCAUUAUUGUUUAAAGUAUUAGCAUGUUACAAAUACCUCCCUUCAAAGGACCGAUAGCUUUCAUAUUAAAGGACCAUGAAUCACAGGAGUUCGUAUUAAUCUCCCAUUAUCUUAGUGUGCGUCAUUUUCAGCAAUGUACACACACAGAGGCGCUGCCGAUAAGACAACGAUAGGGAAACUUAUCAUUCCACCGCGAUUACGAGUCGAACGCAGAUGGGCUUGUGUCAUCGUUUUUAAAAAGUAAAAAUGCGCGCCCUUUGUUAUUUGACGUUUCUAUUUUUCAUAUUUAAAAAUGGAAGUGCUCAAGACGUUUAUGAAGAAUUAUUGAAUGAAGAAGUGUUGAAAUUAAUACAGUUGUGUGAAGUUUGUACGUGCAGUGAAAUUCCGGAUAUCGAUAGGACUCAUAUAGUGUUGUAUGUUCAGUGUUCAGAGUUUGAUAGGAUCGGUAAUGUUGCCGACCUAGACAAGAUCGCUUGGCCAUUGAAUCCGAAUGGAUUGAAAAUAUCGGCAACGUUCGAUGGACUGGGAUUGUCAACAUUGGGCAAAUUGCCGCCAAAUUCACAAGUCGAAACGCUAAAGUUUACCAACAACGCCAUAAAAGCGUACUGGCCAGAUCCGUUCAGUGACGUUCCAAAUUUGAAAAUACUGUCAUUCUCGCACAACGAACUGACGGAGAUCACGCCGGACCUAUUCACGAACAUAGAAGGAUUGGAAGAUCUUGAUCUGUCGCAUAAUAAACUAUCAGAAUUUAAUACUUUAGAUUUCAAACAUUUACGACAUGUGAAGAAAUUAAGUUUGUCGAGCAAUAAUUUGAAGAAGAUUCCCUUGGAUGCACUGCAGCCUAUGACGUCACUUGAAGAGCUGGAUGUCAGUAAGAAUGGAAUCUUUGACUUGUUGCUGCAAAGAAAUGAUGUUGAAAAUCUAGCUCGGUUAAAGAGAUUGAAUCUUAAUGACAAUAGAAUUAGAUCCAUAACGAAGGAUUCCUUCCCCGCCAAUAACAGCCUAGAGCUAUUGGAUUUAUCAAACAACAUCAUAGAAAUAGUGGAAGAAGAAUCCUUCCUUACCUGCACGAAUUUAAGAGAAUUGAACCUUGCGCAGAACAAUAUAACGCUGCUUUUCGCUUUGCCGCCGACGUUGCAGAUUGCUAUACUGAAAGUGAAUACUUUAUUCCAUUGGCCUAAGUUCCCUAAUGGUAUAAAGUACAUAGACCUCUCAUAUAAUAGGCUAUCAGAGUUAUAUGAUGAGAAUUCGGUCAAUUUUGACAGUCUGGAGGUUUUAAACAUCGGAGGAAACCAAAUAAAAGAACUGACAAUAGAAAAGAAACUACCAAGCUUAUACAUCCUAGACUUAUCUUACAACCUCAUUACAGAAAUACCAAAGACAAUAAGCACACAACUUUUCCCCAAUUUAGAGGAGCUUCAUUUAGAUGGAAACCCCAUAGAGGCGGUUUAUUUUAAAAAUAUAAUUGCAGUAAAGAGUUUGUAUAUGAAUGAGAUGAAGGCUCUGAGUGUUGUCGAUGAGAAAGCGUUCAGUAACGUGGUUGGUCGAGCCACAGAUGAGACGGAGAAUGAAUUGAACUGUUUCUCUCUCUAUCUCUCUAGUUGUUCCUCAUUGGUUGAAAUUAAGGCGGGAGCUUUUGAUGGGACGUCGUUGUGUAUGCUGGACAUAAGCAAGAACAACUUAACGUAUCUACCAAAGACUCUAGUGGAAUGGUCGUCAGUGAGCGAGGGUGUGAACCUGCAACAUAAUCCAUGGGACUGUACCUGCGACAUGCAGUGGGUGGUGGACGACCUACUGCCGCAGAUGUAUGCUAUGAACCAGUCGCAUCUGUUGGCUGAACUUAGGUGUGGCAGUCCUCGUGCCUUCGAAGGUCUCCGGCUGGUGCACUGGUACAACUGGACGGAGCGCGCCAUGUGCAGUGAGCAGUAUUCAAGGAGCGGGAUGCAUGGGAACUACAUGUUGGAACCAUCAACGGAAAACAGUCUACAGAAAUUCAGCUCCCUAACUAUAAUCUUAGGAGCAUGUAUCAUAGUAACGUUACUGAUAGCUAUAGCGCUGGCAGUGUAUUUGGUGAAGACGCGCAAACAAUAUCGCGUGCGUCGCGCCGCCAUGCGCAGGAAGCGACAGAGCGCCGCCGACAUCAGCAACGGACAUAAAGAACAGUUCACUAACUUGAAUACUAGUAAAGUAUAAUUUGUGUAGUCGUUUUUUUAGGUAUUUUUAGAGCGGUUAUGAAAAAUUGUCGGAUGAAUAAUGGAAUGGAUGAUAUGUUUUUUAACGUAAAUCAUGCGAUAGAUAUAUCGUCGGGGAUAGUGCAAAUCCACGGAACUAGGGAACUAACUAACUAACAUUGGUAAUUCAGCGUAAUUGACAAAUGUAGCUUAUUCAAGUUUUCGCGGGAAAAUUCCGCAAAAACUUAUUUUUGGUAUGUAAAAAUGAGCUUCAAAUUCAUUGAAUUAACAUGGAAUAAAUUUAAUAAGAUUUAACCAUCCCCUGUAAAACUGAAUCUUUUUUUUAUGGGAUAAGCCGGGAAACGAGCAGACGGAUCGCGCCGCCCAUGGACACCUGGAACUUCAGGGGCGUUACAAGGGCGUUACCGGCCGUUUGGGGAUUAGAAAUUUAGGGAUUGUUGGGGGGUAAAGGAGCCUCCGGUAGCCUCACUCACACGAUGAACCACAACGUUGUUUGACAUCGGUUUUCUGUGAGGUCGUGGUAUCACUCCGGUCGAGCCGGCCCAUUCGUGGAUCUAUUGUAAAUACGUGGUGUUAACGUACGGCAGUUUUAAGUAUUUGCACUAUCCCCGACAAUAUGAGUUUAUGGGUUUAUACACAGUGACGUAACUACAGGGUGACAAAGCGGCAAGAUGCCACUUUCCCCCAGCUGGAAGAGGCCCCCAAUAAAAAGAUUUUAUUUUAUAUAAUUCCUCUCUUUUUUAUUGGUCCUCCCAUCCGAUGAAUUUGCCACGGGCCUCGAACGGUAUAAUUACGCCACUGUUUAUACAUUUCCUUUUCUAUGAUCAUAGCUAUCAGUAAAUUAAAACUAUAAUGUAGUCAUUUCAUACAAAUAAUGUUGAUAUAAGAGGCUGCUGAGAUUAUUUUGUUAUUUCUUAAUACUUUAGUAACACUAAAAUAGUAAUAUACAGCUACCGCCACGCCAAUGCAAAUAUUAACAGCAAUUUUCUGUAUUAUCCAAUCGUAUGAAAGAGGUAAUGCGUAGACCACGGUUCUAUAAUUUAAGGCAACCAAGUCAUUUCAAAUAGGUAUAAGAUUUAAGUACAAACACCAAAUGUUUAAACCAAAUCUAAUAUUUUAUUAAUUUCAAAUAAGUAGUCGGUACAUGAUUUCCUAAUGCCUUCAAUACUUUUUGCUAAAUAAUCUAAUCUAAAUUGUGCCCAGUGUAUAGCAUCACCGCCUAUUACACGGGACUUGAAUAUUGAUCCGUAUGCUAUAUAUGGUCGACUAUUAGGCUGCAUCAGUGGUACCAUUCUUUUUAAUAUCGACCAAUUUUUGUACAUAAGUAUUAUUAGAAUAUUAUGAUCUAUUUGAAUACGAAUAAAGUUGAUUUUCAAACUAUUUGUGUUACCACUGAUGAGCUGUUUUUGUAAGAUAAUUCUUGAUGCUAAAUAAUUGCUGUGCAAUGCUAUGUUCUGAGGCUUAGAGAAUGUUUGAUAUUUGAAAUAAUUUGUUUUAUUCUGUAAAUAGUAAAAUUCUAUUAUUAUUUUUAAUAAAUAUUAUUCGCAUUUUUGAAAGAAAAAGCUUAGUAACUUUUUAAUGAUAAUUUUAAUAUUUAAUUGAGUGAAUUUCUCUGUACAAAUGUUGUUUCAUAUAUCGAUUUUUUUAUUUGAUAAAGACAAAAUAUGUAUUAGGCAGUAUUAUCGACCUAUCAAGUAUAAAAAAGGUAAGAAAAUAAACAUUAAAUUGGUACAAGGACACACUAUACUGGUUGGUUACUGUCUCUGUACUGAAUCAAACUUAUUUUUCUUACCUACAUUUCAAUUAAUUUGGUAACUUUACGAUGAAA